AUGGCAGCUAAGAAGAACAGGGUUCCGAGAAAGAGCAAAGAGGAAUCAGACCCCAUAGAGCUAUUAAAACGAACCGCAACGGCAAUCGGUAUGAGCAAUGUACAGGGAUAUGCGUCGGGAUUUCCAUUGAGUGGAUUUAAGACCCCACACUUUGACUCCAAUAAAUGGGCAGAGGUACAGAAAAUGAGCUUUGGCGAUGACAAGGAGUACCACUACAGAAACCCCGGUGAGACUUUGGCAGAGAAUGGCAUUUACGACAUCUAUUCCAACAAGUUUGAUCCAUACCCUGCUUGGAACCCAAAAGAGGCUGUUCCGAUAACGAGAGAGGAUAUUGAAGCAGUGUUCUUGCAGUUAACUGCGAUAUUUGGAUUUCAGUUUGAUAACACCAGGAAUAUGUUUGAUUAUUUGAUGAGGCUCUUGGAUUCCCGAGCAUCACGUUUAGGCACUGAGCAUGCGUUGAGGUCCGUACAUGCCGAUUAUGUGGGAGGAAUUAAUUCAAACUUUCGCAAGUGGUACUUUGCCGCUCAAAUGGAUGUAGAUGACUUUGUUGGUUUUGACAAUGUGAAAAAUGGUAAAAUUAGGGACUCGGAUGAAGCUGUGCCAACGCUUGAAGCAGCCGAAGAGCAAUGGGCGACCAAUAUGCAGGCACUUUCUCCGACAUAUGUGGUAAUACAGUUGGCUUUGUAUCUAUUAAUCUGGGGCGAAGCUAAUAAUAUAAGAUUUAUGCCUGAAUGCAUUUGUUUUAUCUUUAAAUGCUGCAAUGAUUACUACUUUUCCAUUGACCCGGAAGUGCCAGUUGAGAGAGUUACCGUGAGUUUUUUGGAUCACAUAAUUACACCAUUGUACAAUUUUUAUAGGGACCAGUUGUAUCGUCUUGUUGAUGGCAGGUAUCACAGACGGGAUAGAGAUCACAGUACAGCCAUUGGAUAUGACGACAUGAAUCAGUUAUUCUGGCACAGUAAAGGGCUUGAAAGGUUGGUAUUGGCUGACAAAGGAACCAAAUUAAUGAAACUUCCGCCAAGAGAGAGAUAUCCACGGCUUAAUGAAGUUCAAUGGCAGAAGGCAUUCUACAAAACAUUUAAGGAGAAGCGUAGCUGGUCACAUGUUCUUGCAAACUUCCACAGAGUUUGGAUCAUUCACUUGUCUGCCUUUUGGUACUAUUCAGUUUACAAUUCGCCCACUUUGUAUACAAAGAAUUAUCAACAAACAUUGGAUAACCCUCCAACAUAUCAAACCCAGCUAUCAUUGCUUUCCCUUGGUGGAUCUGUGGCUUUGACGAUCAAUUUUAUCAGUCUCCUAUUUGAACUUUCGUAUAUUCCGCGAAAAUGGUACGGCGCACAACCAGUUGCUGGCAGAUUGCUUGUUACCUUGAUUUUCCUAGUUCUCAAUACAGCACCGAGCGUUUAUUUACUUGGAUUUAGAGAUUUAGGAGAACAAUCAACUUUAGAUUUAACAAUUGCUUCCAUUCAGUUUGCUUUGUCUAUCCUUAUCGUUGUAUAUCUUUCCAUUGUUCCUUUAGGAAAGAUUUUUAUCAAGAGUCCAAAGUCCAAUGAUCGCAAAUACUUGCCGCAAAACUCAUUUAUUACAAAUUUCUACUUGCUCACUGACACCGACAAGAUUGCAUCACAUGCCUUGUGGCUUGCCAUUUUUAUUUCCAAGUUCUUAGAGUCAUACUUCUUUUUGACCCUCUCGAUGAAAGACCCCAUUCGUGAAUUGAGCAUAAUGAAGCAUGUAACAUGUUCAGGGGAGACAUUUUUCGGAUCGUGGCUUUGUGUUUCAAUUUGGACACCUUGGCGAAAUAUAUUUUCAAGAUUACCGAAAAGAAUAUUCUCCAAGAUCAUAUCAGUCUCCAAUGAAAAGAAUUUGAAGACAAAGUCGUUGGUGUCGCAGGUAUGGAAUUCAAUCAUUAUAUCCAUGUAUCGAGAGCACUUGAUCUCCUUGGAAAAUGUCCAAAAGCUCAUCUAUAAGCUGAUUGAGGACCCAGGGGUUGAAGGUGGAAUAAUUUUGAAGGAGCCAAUGUUUUUUGUUUCUCAAGAGGAUCAAUCAGUUAAAUCAGCUUUGUUUAGCAAGCAAUCCGAGGCGCAACGGCGCAUAACGUUUUUUGCACAAUCUUUGUCAACUCCUAUGCCAGAAGUAGGUCCGAUUCACUUGAUGCCUUCAUUUUCCGUUUUGGUGCCUCAUUACAGCGAAAAGAUUAUAUUAUCAUUGAGAGAGAUAAUCAGGGAAGAGGAGCAAUACUCACAUGUAACAAUGCUAGAGUACUUGAAGCAGUUGCAUCCGCUAGAGUGGAAUUGCUUUGUGAAAGAUACAAAGAUGCUAGCCGAAGAGUUUGAGUCCGACUCAGCAUCAACAGAUAACGCGAAAGAGAAGCUCGAUGACUUGCCGUAUUACUCAGUUGGGUUCAAAGUUGCAACUCCUGAGUACAUUCUUCGAACCCGAAUUUGGGCUUCCCUUCGGUCGCAAACCUUGUAUCGAACCAUUUCGGGCUUUAUGAACUAUGCAAGGGCAAUAAAGCUUCUUUUUGAUGUCGAGAAUCCAGAGUCCAGUGUUUUUGGUGAUGAUAUGGAAAAAAUUGAGCACGCAGCAAUCAUGGCGCAUAGAAAGUUUAGAAUUAUUACUUCGAUGCAGAGAAUGAAGUACUUUACUCCCGAGGAAAAGGAAAAUACUGAUUUUUUGUUGAGAGCUUACCCUGAGCUUCAAAUUUGCUAUCUCGAUGAAGAAAUUGAUGAAGAUACGGGAGAAGUCACAUUUUAUUCGGCCCUUAUUGACGGAAGCUGCUCGUUUCUUGAAAAUGGAGACCGAGAGCCAAAAUAUAGAGUGAGGUUGUCGGGAAAUCCAAUUCUAGGCGACGGAAAAUCAGACAAUCAGAACCACUCGUUGAUAUUUUGCCGUGGAGAAUACAUUCAACUAGUUGAUGCAAACCAAGAUAAUUACCUCGAAGAAUGUCUCAAGAUUCGAAGUGUGUUGGCUGAGUUUGAAGAAGCUACUUUCCCGUUAGACCCUUAUUCGAAUGAAUUGGAAGGUUCAAACCUGGCUUAUCCAGUGGCAAUAAUUGGGACUAGAGAGUACAUCUUUUCAGAAAAUAUUGGUAUUCUUGGUGAUGUGGCUGCUGGGAAAGAACAAACUUUUGGCACCCUCUUUGCUAGAACUCUUGCCCAUAUUGGUGGCAAAUUACAUUAUGGCCAUCCUGAUUUUUUAAAUGGUAUAUUCAUGACUACUAGAGGUGGUGUCUCCAAAGCGCAGAAGGGAUUGCAUCUUAACGAAGAUAUCUAUGCUGGAAUGAAUGUACUCCUCCGUGGUGGAAGGAUCAAGCAUUGUGAGUACAUGCAGUGCGGUAAAGGAAGGGAUUUGGGAUUUGGAUCCAUUCUCAAUUUCACAACAAAAAUUGGCGCAGGAAUGGGCGAGCAAAUGUUGUCUCGAGAGUAUUUCUACUUGGGAACGCAAUUGCCUCUUGAUCGGUUCUUGUCCUUUUACUAUGCACACCCUGGAUUUCAUUUGAACAAUGUGUUUAUCAUUCUCUCGAUUCAGUUGUUUUUGUUGGUAUCUGCAAAUCUAGCGUCGUUAAGUCGGGAAAGCAUUAUAUGCGAGUACGACAGAUAUAGGCCAAUUACUGACCCAAAGAGACCAGCAGGGUGUUAUAACUUGAUUCCAGUCAUUCAUUGGUUGCAGAGAUGUGUUGUUUCCAUUUUUAUUGUGUUUGUCAUUUCAUUUGUUCCAUUGGGCGUUCAAGAGUUGACGGAAAGAGGGUUUUACAAAGCCAUAACAAGGCUCAGUAAGCAGUUUGCAUCGUUUUCGCCAUUAUUUGAAGUAUUUAUCUGUAAAAUCUAUGGUCAUUCGUUAGCAAGUGAUAUUUCCAUCGGGGGUGCUCGGUACCUAGCUACAGGAAGGGGAUUUGCAACGAUUAGAGUCCCCUUUGUUACCCUAUAUUCUAGAUUUGCAGUGGAGAGCCUUUAUUAUGGAAUCAUUUGUGGAUUGCUCAUACUAUACUGUUCCAUGUCAAUGUGGAUCACACUGCUUUUAUAUUUUUGGAUGUCUGUCAUUGGGUUGCUAAUUUGCCCUUUUUUAUACAACCCAAACCAAUUUUCUUGGAAUGAUUUCUUUUUGGACUACAAGGAAUAUAUCGAGUGGUUACACCGUGGAAACAGUAAAGCCAGAAUUUCUUCGUGGAUCAAUUUCACUAGGUUAAGAAGGAGUAGAAUUGUUGGAGUCAAGAGUAAAAGGUUGAGCCUAAAUGAGGAGAUUAAAGUCGUUAGUGAAGUCAAACCUUCAAGAGCCAAGCUUAUGCUUACCGAAUCAGUAUUUCAGUUGUCGGCAAUCUUAAUUAUUGGUUUGGCGUACUUGUUUGCAAACUCGCAGAAUGGUAACCCUAGGGCUACACCCGUUAACAGCAUUUUGAGAAUUAUAAUUUGUUGGUUUUUACAAAUGACGACAAUAAUUUUCGUGUCCAAGGAAUUUAGACAUGAUAGAUCGAAUCGUUCCUGGUGGUCAGGUAAAUGGGCAACAGCUGGUUUAGGUUGGUACGUGAUUACUCAACCUAUUAGGGAGUUAGUCUGCAAGACAUCAGAAAUGUCGUACUUUGUGGGUGACUUAUUCGCGGCCCAUGUUAUAUUAUAUGCCCAAAUUCCUAUCUUGCUAAUCCCGUACGCAGACAAAUGGCAUACUUUGAUGCUUUUCUGGUUGAAGCCAGGAAGCCAGAUACGUCCUCGAGUCUUGUCUAAGAGACAGAAGAAGAUUCGAAGGUUACAGGCUGUAUUGUACGUUUUUGUCUUUUUAGCUAGUACGGUGUUGUUUGCUUCCAUAUUUGUUGUUCCCACUGUUGUUACUAAAUACUUUGAGGUUGAUUUGAGGAGCUACGUGCCACGCCCAUUAGCAGUACAGCCAGUUGUGCCAUCGAAUAAGAAGAUUGGAUUUAUGAAGAGUUUAGAGGUCAAGCAUUACUAG
This is a messenger RNA of Lodderomyces margitis, 4941 nucleotides long. It is a transcript of the gene GSL2, whose product is annotated as Gsl2p. Gene Ontology annotation, biological process: (1->3)-beta-D-glucan biosynthetic process; fungal-type cell wall polysaccharide biosynthetic process. The transcript has 4 exons. Lineage: Eukaryota; Fungi; Ascomycota; Pichiomycetes; Serinales; Debaryomycetaceae. Gene Ontology annotation, cellular component: 1,3-beta-D-glucan synthase complex; plasma membrane. The record is from RefSeq and is a predicted model, not a curated record. Bases 1 to 4941 code for a protein of 1646 amino acids. Gene Ontology annotation, molecular function: 1,3-beta-D-glucan synthase activity.